Monopterus albus (swamp eel) is the source of this 1339-nucleotide messenger RNA. RefSeq lists its product as uncharacterized. The record is from RefSeq and is a predicted model, not a curated record. The transcript has 4 exons. Lineage: Eukaryota; Metazoa; Chordata; Actinopteri; Synbranchiformes; Synbranchidae. Bases 432 to 1229 code for a protein of 265 amino acids.
CUAGUUAUUUCUACUUAGCUAAGUAGAAAUAACGACUUAGAGCGUUUUAUUUCUCUUUUAACUGGUGGGAAUGGGCUUCCAUAAUUGCAGUAUGGCCAAUGAUCGUGAUGUAUGUGAAUGCAGUAACACAGAAAAAACUUCCAAAUCCAAGAUCAUCAUCCUAUGACUCCCUUGCAGAGGCACGGAAUGAUCCUUUUAUAAUGGCCAAGUUUCAUUUCUUCAUGGCUGUCUCCAGAACCUUCUCCACUUUUCUGACUAAAUAUCAGACAGAUGAGCCUGUGUUGCCAUUCAUUAGCAAAGACCUGGUCAUGCUCAUGAAGGUAAUAACAUCCUAUUGACCCUUCUAUUUGAAUUUAUUGUCAUUAAGACAUGUUAUUUACAUUGACAUAAUACAUGUGUAAGAAAUCCUUAAUGACAUCACUGCACUGCAGAUGGUCAGACUGGACACAACUAACACGAAAGCAAGAAAACGACCAAAGAAUGUGGACAUUGGCUUAGGAGCAGAAGCAGUUAUAAAGGAACUCCAGAGUAGCAGCAGAGUAGGUGAGCUCAGUGUGUUGGAGUUUAGAAAGGACUGCAUGGACUGUUUGACUAACAUCAUCCAGAAAAUGCAAGAUAAGAGCCCACUGAAGUACACGGUUGUGAGGCAGGUGGCAUGUUUGGACCCAGCAAACAUGUUCUCAGACCCUAAUUUGUGCCAGGAAAGAAUGAAGCGACUUGUACAUAGGUUUCUGCAAGACCACCAGCUGCCAGGAGGCAUCUCUGCUGGUGAUGUAAUUGUCCAGCAGUUUGGAAACUUUUUGUCUCUGGAGGCAAAAUCUGAGUCAUUGUCUUUGUUCCAACCCAUGAAGACAAGGCUGGAUGUUUUCCUGCAUGGUCUCCUCUGUCAGUCUUACCCUGAGCUCUGGACUUUCUGCAAGAAACUACUGCUCCUCUCCCAUGGCCAAGCAACAGUGGAGAGGGGUUUUUCUGUGAACAAGGAGGUAGAGGCUGAUAAUAUGCAGGAGGACACAGUUGAUGCUCAGAGGAUGAUAUGUGACUAUGUUUCUGCCUGUGGGGGGGUUCUAAAAGUUCCUCUGACGAAGGAGAUCCUGGCAGCUGCAGCUUCUGCAAGAUCUCAGUAUCGGCUACACCUGGAUCAGGAAAAGAGAAAGAAGGAGAGCAAUGCACAAAGAGAAAAGCUGCAGAGGACCUCCUUGAGCAGCUCAAAAAGAGGAAGAUGGUACUAGCUGAGGUGGCAAACAGCCUUGAUAAAGAAGCAGACAAACUGACAGAGCAAGCUGAGGGUAAAUCAGGUUCACUCAUGGCCCAGCUAAUCACCAAGUCAAAUGUUCUGAGG